Messenger RNA from Drosophila mojavensis, 1146 nucleotides. RefSeq names its product odorant receptor 94b (gene Or94b). Gene Ontology annotation, molecular function: olfactory receptor activity; odorant binding. The record is from RefSeq and is a predicted model, not a curated record. The transcript has 2 exons. Gene Ontology annotation, biological process: detection of chemical stimulus involved in sensory perception of smell; sensory perception of smell. Gene Ontology annotation, cellular component: plasma membrane. The coding region runs from base 1 to 1146 and encodes 381 amino acids. NCBI's taxonomy places the organism in Eukaryota, Metazoa, Arthropoda, Insecta, Diptera, Drosophilidae.
AUGUCAGAUACUAUGGACCGCAUACUGGCCAUACGGAAGAUAGUUACAGUUAGCCGUUGGUUUGGCCUCUGGAAGUGGCCAAAUGAGGACAAUGGAUGCCAGAUAGUGAGGAAAAUCUAUCCAUUUAUUCUGCAUCUACCACUGAGCUGCACUUGCACAGCGCUGAUGUGGAUUGAAGUGAUUAGAUCUGAGGACGUGACACAGGCUGGCAAUGUUCUAUACAUGGCGCUGACGGUGUUCGUAAUGCUCAUCAAAAUUUUCAACAUCUGGCACAGACGCCAAGAGGCCUUUGCCUUCAUAGAUGAGCUGGAACGGCAUGAAAUCUACAAAUUGCUGAGAAGUGAAGAAUUCGUGUUCUGGAAGCGCGAGCAGAAAUCGUUUCAGCGCAUCUUCUACACCUACAUCGCAGGCACCGUAGCAGUUGCCUUGACUGGCUACUUGAGCGUACUCUACCAGGAGUCGUACGAGCUGCCCUUCACCUAUUACGUGCCCUUCGAGUGGCAGAAUCCGCAGCUUUACUAUUACGCCUGGGGCUACAAUGUGCUGGCCAUGAGCUUGUCCUGCCUCUCCAACUGCCUGCUGGAUACGAUGGGCUGUUACUUCAUGUUUCACAUAGCUCUGCUCUAUCGGCUCAUGAAUCGACGUCUGCUGGCGCUGAGGGAAGCGCCCGAGGUGAAGGCUAUUCCAGAGUUGCGACACCUCUUUCAGCUGCACAAGCGCGUUCGCAGUCUAACAAAGCAAUGUGAGAUCCUGGUCUCGCCCUACGUCGUCUCGCAGGUGGUACUGAGCGCUUUAAUCAUUUGCUUCAGCCUCUAUCGUGUGGUGCAAAUGGGCAAGUCGAACACAGGCGGCUUAGCGACGACUCUACAGUUUGUGGGCGUGAUGAUUGUGCAAAUCUUUCUGCCCUGCUACUAUGGCAACGAAUUGACCGUCUCGGCUAAUCAGCUGACAAACAGCGUAUUUAACACCAAUUGGCUGGACUAUUCGGUGACUACGCGAAAAAUCCUCAACUGCUACAUGGAGUCCCUGAAACGGCCUGUCAAACUGCGUGCGGGCAUGUUCUUUGAAAUAGGUCUGCCCAUAUUUAUGAAGACCAUCAAUAAUGCAUACAGCUUUCUGGCCUUGCUCAUCAAUUUGUCAAAGUAG